UGUUUCGGUUUGUUUACCUUCCGGUCGCGCUGUGGCCGGAUGAUGCGGGAGGAGACCGGACUCUGUCAGGCUCGUCUUCUCUCCUCAUAUGGCCGCAGUGUCGUUGAGAUGUCAGCUUGUGUGGCCGCUGCUGCUGCCGCCGCUGCUGUGCCUCUGCGUCCGGUCGUCCGACACCCGGAGACCCCGCGUCUCCGCGGACGACGACCUCCUGCUGCCGUACGCCCGCGGCCACGGCCCCGCCCACUCUCACCGCCACGUCCGCGACUGUCAGCCCGUCGUUCACGGCAAUGCCACCCACGAGAGCUGGCCGCCGCCCGGUGACCGCAGCGGGCCAUCGCCCGCGGCCCAGUCCACGGUGUUCGUGACUGACGUGCCGGGAAGCUCCAGAAUCGUUUACGGUCACAUGACGGUGGUGCGCGACCCGCUGGGAACGGUGUCGGUGUUGGAGCCCGGCGGGCCUGGCGGCUGUGCGAUGAGGCAGAGGGCCUCGGUGGAGGAGACGGCCGGUGCCGCCGAGUGCCUGUUCGCCCAGAACGCCGGCUUCUUCAACACGGACACGGGCCGGUGUCUGGGCAACGUGGUGAGCGACGGGCGGACGGUGCAGGACAGCGGCGGCAUGCAGAACGCCCAGUUCGGAAUCAGGAGGGACGGCACGCUUGUGUUCGGGUAUCUGUCGGAGGACGACGUGUCCGACCGGUCCAACCCGUUCGUCCAGCUGGUCAGCGGCGUCGUGUGGCUGCUGAGGAACGGCCAGGUCUACAUCAACCAGAGCCUGGAGGCCGAGUGCGACAAGACACAGGAGACGGGAUACUUACGGCAUUUUGUGGACGUGUUGUCGGCCAGAGUGGCGGUGGGUCACGACGCAGAGGGUAACCUGGUCCUCUUCCACAUCGACGGACAGACCGGAGUCAGAGGGAUGAGUCUCUGGGAGGUGGCGGAGUUCCUGAAGAAGUACGGCGUGAUCAACGCCAUCAACCUGGACGGAGGCGGGUCCUCCACCUUCGUGAUGGACGGCUCUCUGGCGAGCUACCCCUCUGAUCACUGCAUUCCAGACGGUAGGUGGCGCUGUGCCCGGCGUGUCUCCACCGUCCUGUGCGUUCACCGGCGGCGCUGUCGGCCGCCAGACUGCAGCGGACACGGCGAAUGUGUGGACGGAAGCUGCCGGUGUGGGCGGGGCUGGCAGGGCGCCGCCUGCGACACACUGGUGUGUCGCCCGCCGGCCUGCGGCCCUCACGGGGUCUGCACCGCCGAUGGUUGUGUCUGUGACGCAGGAUGGAGAGGACGCAACUGCAGCCAAGAGUGCCCGCCAGGUUUCUACGGCGACGGCUGCAACCAGACCUGCGGCUGCGCUAACGGCGGCUCCUGCGACCCCGUCCGCGGACGCUGUGCCUGCACUCCUGGUUUCCACGGCAACACCUGUGAAGAAGGUUUCCACAUUUGUCCUCUGGGCUUCUUUGGGCUGUCCUGCGCUCAGGAGUGUCGCUGCGACCACCAAUGUCCGUGUGACCCGCGGACAGGAAGCUGCAACGCCACGUUGCCAACAGAGACCAACUACACCUUACACAUAGCCGGAUUCUGUCUGGCCAAUCAGAUCAUCACGUCUUGGAGACGAGAGGAAGACGCCCUCAGAGAUCAGCCUCACCUCACUGAACAAACGUGGCUGAUCAUCUCUCUCACCUUGGCCUCUCUGCUGUCGCUCAGCCUGCUGCUUCACCUCCCACGCUUCUGUCGUGGCCCGGCGGCGGCGGCAGCUCGCUUCCACGAGCGUCAGGACUACUCCUACGUGCCGCUGACCGACAUCAACGGAGCCACUUCACGGGCCCAGGCUGACGGCAGGAAGAGGGAAUUCGUGCCGGACGACUCGGACUCUCAGGAUGAAGUCUGGUCUCCGUCGUAGUCAACUUGUUCGUCCCGUUUUUUAUACCCAAGAAGAUGUCGAACGUUCGCUCACGGUUCCUGUUUUACAGAGGAAGCCCUCGACUCCAACCAGGAGAGGAAGAGGUUACACGCUUUUGUGGUGAACUUUGACCUUUGAACCCCGCAUCACGAAGAGAGAUCAGCAGGUUUGAGCCUAACGCCAGCAGAUGGAUCGCCAUGGUAACUAGCGCUCCAGAAAAGGAUUAUUUCACCAGCAGCCGGAUGUCAAAUCAAGAAGCACACGAAUGUCUGCUCAAAUUUUUAAUUUAUAAUUCUCUUUGGGUUUUUUUUAUUCAUUCAAAAACUGUUUUUUUGAUAUUCAACUUUGAACGUCGUUCACUUUGCCGAUGGUAAGGCUAACGCUACGUGUCCAGUCAUUCUUCUGUCACAGCACGUUUGAAUAAAGUAUUCUGCUCCCAGAA
This is a messenger RNA of Scophthalmus maximus (turbot), 2339 nucleotides long. RefSeq names its product N-acetylglucosamine-1-phosphodiester alpha-N-acetylglucosaminidase (gene nagpa). The record is from RefSeq and is a predicted model, not a curated record. Lineage: Eukaryota; Metazoa; Chordata; Actinopteri; Pleuronectiformes; Scophthalmidae. The coding region runs from base 89 to 1897 and encodes 602 amino acids. The transcript is spliced from 12 exons.